Molecule: messenger RNA, 2178 nt
Organism: Vicia faba (fava bean)
Lineage: Eukaryota; Viridiplantae; Streptophyta; Magnoliopsida; Fabales; Fabaceae
Source: the annotation of a GenBank genome assembly
AUGAGUCGAGAGCAGGCCAAGAGGGGGAAGCAAGAGAAAAGUUGUGAUGGUGCUGAGAAGGUUAUCGUUGCUGUUAAGGCAUCAAAGGAAAUUCCAAAGACUGCUCUUGUUUGGUCAUUGACUCAUGUUGUUCAACCUGGUGAUUGCAUUACACUGCUUGUUGUUGUUCCUUCUCAAACUUCUGGUAGAAGAUGGGGUUUUCCUAGAUUUGCUGGUGACUGUGCCAGUGGUAUGAAGAAGUAUCCUCCAGGAACUAUUUUAGAGCACAAGAGUGAUAUCACUGAUUCUUGCUCUCAGAUGAUACUUCAGCUCCACGAUGUCUAUGAUCCGAAUAAGAUAAAUGUCAGGAUUAAAAUUAUUUCUGGAUCACCUUGCGGAUCAGUGGCCGCAGAAGCCAAGAAAGGACAAGCCAGUUGGGUUGUUUUAGACAAACAUCUCAAACAUGAGGAAAAGAGAUGCAUGGAAGAGUUGCAGUGUAACAUUGUUGUUAUGAAGCGUACUCAACCGAAAGUGCUUCGUUUGAACUUGAUUGGAGCACAAAAGAAGGAAGUUGAAGAAGCUGGUACAUCACCUUCUGAGCAAGGUGAUAUACCUGAAAAACAAUCCGAAAACAAGAUGGAUUCUGUAGUAGAUUCUAUCAAAGGACCGAAUGUUACUCCGACUAGCAGCCCCGAGCUAGGGACGCCAUUCACCGCUACUACUGAAGCCGGUACUUCAUCAGCUUCAAGCUCAGAUCCUGGAACUUCACCGUUCUGUAUUCCAGAGAUGAAUGGUGAGACGAAGAGAGAAGAAACCAUUAAGGAAAGUCAUGAACUUUGUGAUACAUCAGACACAGAAAGUGAAAGUCUGUCGACAUCUUCGGCUAGCUUUAGAUACCAACCGCGGAUCACAGAAUUGCUUUUACAUCAACAAUCAUCUCAACGCAACGGAGAAAGAUCAGAGGCGUAUCAUGGUAUGCCUCAGGCAACUACAACCAAGGCUUUGCUAGAAAAGUAUUCUAGGCUUGAUAGAGGAGCUGGAAUGGAAAUGUCGGCAGCAUAUAGAAAUGACUCGGAUUUUAGUGGUAAUUUAAGAGAAGCGAUAGCAUUAUCAGGAAAUGCUCCACUUGGUCCACCUCCAUUGUGUUCGAUAUGUCAACACAAGGCACCUGUUUUUGGAAAACCUCCAAGGUGGUUCAGCUAUGCUGAGUUGGAACUCGCUACCGGGGGAUUUUCACAAGCCAACUUCUUGGCAGAAGGAGGGUAUGGAUCGGUUCAUCGAGGGGUUCUACCAGAAGGACAAGUCAUUGCUGUCAAGCAACAUAAAUUGGCUAGUUCUCAAGAGGAUAAGAGAAGGCUUCUGGUUUACGAGUACAUAUGCAAUGGAUCAUUGGAUUCACAUUUAUAUGGGCGACAAAGAGAUCCAUUAGAAUGGUCUGCGAGGCAGAAAAUUGCUGUUGGAGCUGCUCGCGGGUUAAGGUAUCUUCACGAAGAGUGCAGAGUUGGUUGUAUCAUCCACCGCGACAUGAGGCCGAACAACAUUCUCAUAACUCAUGAUUUUGAACCUCUGGUUGGUGAUUUUGGAUUGGCAAGGUGGCAACCUGAUGGAGACAUGGGUGUGGAUACUAGAGUAAUUGGAACAUUUGGGUAUUUGGCUCCUGAAUAUGCUCAAAGCGGCCAAAUCACCGAAAAAGCCGAUGUUUAUUCCUUUGGGGUGGUAUUGGUGGAGCUUGUUACCGGUAGAAAAGCUGUCGAUCUCACUCGGCCAAAGGGACAACAGUGCCUAACUGAGUGGGCCCGGCCACUGUUAGAAGAAUAUGCCAUUGACGAACUGAUUGACCCGAGACUUGGACGUCUCUAUUUAGAACAUGAGGUCUAUUGCAUGUUGCAUGCUGCUUCAUUAUGCAUAAGGAGAGAUCCUCAUUGUAGACCACGCAUGUCACAGGUUCUCCGAAUUCUAGAGGGAGACAUGGUGAUGGACACAAAUUACAUUUCAACUCCGGGCUAUGAUGUCGGAAAUAGAAGUGGUCGCAUUUGGUCAGAGCCACUGCAGAGACAGCAUCAUUACAGCGGUCCCCUCUUAGAAGAUUCAUUAGAGUCAUCAUUCAGUGGAAAGCUAUCUCGUGACAAGUACAAACCUUUCUAUUGGGAUAGGAGUAGGGACAAGCCUAUAAGAGCCUCAUCUGAAGAUGAUAUUUGA